UUGCACUUGACCGUGAAAGAGGUACCGGCAGAGAGAGUAUUCCAUAUAGCCUCUCGCCGCAGCGGCACUUGGUUCGACACCGACCUCGAUCCUACGGAUACUUGCAGACGAGAAGGCAUCGACACGCUUUACUUCUAAAUGGCUUUCCGGCCUUCCGUUUCAACGCGCUCCGAAUUGCAUAGAACCCACAGCGACGUUUUGCUUGUCUUUGCCAGUAUCAUUUCAAACGGCACAUAAUUCAUCAGUGUUCGAGCCACUCACCGCAACUAUUGUUAAAAAAGAUAUACAUUUUCGUCGUUGCAUUCGGUUUAACGAUUUGGCGACGAAUGUCGCAUUGGUUCUUAUCGCGCUUGGUGAAAGUGGAACUGUCCUUCUCAUUUUUUAAGAGUUAACAAUGAAAGGCACCGAGGCAUGGAAUAGAAAUUAUGCUUCAUCAGGCGACGUGAAAAGCUAGUCGCGCAAGAAGUGCAAGUGUGGCAUUUGUUGUGAGAUGACGUCGGGCGUGCACGGAACUGCUCACCUGUGUUUGGCUGUGUUCUUAUUUUGUGGAUCAUGCGUAUCCAGUUUUCUAAUCAUACCAGACGAAUUUCCUUCCUUUCUUCACCUGAUUUAUGGAAAAAUUCCUCCCAUUAGAAAAGGAACUGAUUCAAGACUUGGCGUUGGAUUUAGACUAGGCGAGCAUGCUGAUGUUCAAAUCCUGCUUGAAUUGGGACCUCAAAAGCGAACGGAUCCUAUCGGAAAUGAUAUAGAAAUAAAAAGCAAAAGAACUAUUGAAAUGAAUCAGCGUCAAUCAAAAUCUCAGAUAAAAGUAGAUAGCACAAAAAUAAAAAUAAAAGUAGAUUCUCAACAGCCAGAGCAUAAACCAAAUGCUCAAACUUUAGAUGAAAAAAUUGAAGGAAAGAAUUCAUUAGCUAGCGAAUGGCUUUCGAGAUGGCGGCACGGAUUAGCUAAGAGGUCUGAAGAAGCAAUUUCGCCAGUAAAUGUAAUCUUGCAACAUGUGGAUCAAAUGUAAAUCGUAGAAAGUGCAAACAAUUGCAAUGGUAAACAUAACAUCCAUUUAGAUUCUUUUCAAGAACUUUCCUUUACAGUAAUUGUAUUUUUUAAGAAGAAAAUUUGAUUUUUUAAUCAAAAACUUGAUCAAUGCUCCUAAUAAUUAAUAAUGUAACCAUUUUAUUAAGUUUAUAAGAAAAAUAAAUAUUAAAUAUACUACUAUUCUACUAUU
Molecule: messenger RNA, 1222 nt
Organism: Nasonia vitripennis (jewel wasp)
Lineage: Eukaryota; Metazoa; Arthropoda; Insecta; Hymenoptera; Pteromalidae
Exons: 5
Coding region: 491-1012 (173 amino acids)
Source: RefSeq, a predicted model, not a curated record